Molecule: messenger RNA, 543 nt
Organism: Suillus clintonianus
Lineage: Eukaryota; Fungi; Basidiomycota; Agaricomycetes; Boletales; Suillaceae
Exons: 1
Coding region: 1-543 (180 amino acids)
Source: RefSeq, a predicted model, not a curated record
AUGGCACUUAGUAGUGCUAUUCUUGUCCAGCGGGGUUCUCGUGCCGAAUCGGAGUCUGAAAUAUCUCUCCUUUCCCCCCUGUCGUCCUCAUCCCCUGCGCACAGCGACUUCAGAACUCCAUCUGCAUCCCGUUGCGUGCGCCCUCUCCUUCGGACUCCUGGUGCUUCUAGGUGCUUCUUCUCUCUCGCAUAUGAGCAGCUCCCCUCGUCGCGAUCCUCCUCGUUCCUCUUCCUCUCGCCCCAACCCUCCUCGCUCUUCACGCCCUUCUUCGUUAUCCCUCCCACCGCGGUCUAUUGGUGGGGAAAUCUCCUCACGCUUUGCGGUCCUUCCUAUGUGGCCAUGGAGGGUCUGUCCAGUCUACUGUUUGCGCAGAAAGCGGGCCAAAUAGGCAGAGACAUUGCGGAUGAAGCAGAAAGUUACCAGUUCGUGAUUCUCAUCGCAGCAGCAACUGCAUUCGUUGCAGCUGCGUGGUGGGUCGUCAUCGUGCGUGCUGCUCCGCGUCUUCCUGAAUCACGCCGCACACUAAAUCUUAUACAGGCAUAA